AUGGUCCGGAAAGAGCAAGGCUGGCAGUCGGAAGGAGCCCGGUGCGCGCACCACGAUGCGUAUGGCUGCCCAGGGAGGAUGCAGCUCUCUGCAGGGGGAGCCUCCUCCUUCGCGGCUCUCUCCGAGUGGGAGCGGCAGAGGCAGCAGCCCUGCAACUGCGUGACUCCGGCCGUCACCCUGCGCGUGGCCUCGAUGGCCGGAGAAGCCUGCGAGCUCGGUGUCAGGGAUGACUGGACCAUGGCCCAGGUGAAGCUGAAGAUGCAGCAAGUCUACGACAUCCCAGCGGGGCAGGUGUGCCUAAGCUUCGGGGCUAACAUCCUCCAGGAUGACGGCCUUGUCAGGGACCUUCAGCUGAAGGAGGGCUCGGAGCCAGUAUCUUGGGUGCGCCGCCACCCAGAUGUGGCAUUAUGGCUACCUCUGGUUCAGCAUGACUGGAAGAAGGUCCGCGAAGCCCCCGAAGAAGCCCGCAAGUCAAGCGAGAUCAUGUUGCACGUGCUGCGCCAGUCGCAUGCAGGGGUGCAGCACAUGGCGACCGAGCUCUUUCAGGAUCAGCACUUCCUGCGCCAGGCUUGCGAGAUGCGAGGCUUUUGCAAUGUUGUUGAUGUGUUGCUGCUCCUCUCCUACGCGGCAGCGACGGCAGAUGAGGACUUGUCUCGAGCUGCACUACACUCCGAGGCUCUUCGAAGGGCAAGUGCCUGGGACUUGGUGUCAUUGGUGGUGACUGUGGUUUCGAAGGCCAGGAGCCUUUCCCAAUCCAUGAAGAGCGGAUUGUUGGAACUGCUGCAGAAUGACAUGCCAUCGGCAGCUUUGGCACGGGGGUUCAACGAAUGGGCAGCGGUUGACGAGCAGCUGGCCCUUACACUUCUCGAGGCACACGGGACUGCUUUGGACAUUCGCGCCCAUGUCGGCGCUCAUGAAGGUGGGAACAUGCAGUUGUCCAACAUGCCGCCCAAACUGGAGCGGCACGCCUUCGCUUGGAAUGUCUUCGUAAACCACAGGGAUCAGAUGUCAAGUUUCUUGUUUGGGCGGUUGUUUGCCUACAUGGAAGUGGAGAAGUUGACUCCUUCCGAAGCUGUGCCGAUCUUCAUGGCAUGCAUGGGACACGGUCAUCUCGAUAUCUCUGGUGACCGGCGAGCUCAGAUCUUCGAAAGGGUCCUGUCGGAUUGGGCGGCCGAGGCCCCUGCGCUGCUUGAAUGCAUCGAGAAAGAUCGUCGCGAGAUCCAGCAGCUGCUGGCGUGGGCACGCGCGAAUAGAUGCCUGGCCAUAGCAUCCAGCCGCCAACUACAACAUGCCCUCAACUUUGUGCUGGACCAGGACCAUCCUCCAAACAGUCCCGUGGGCAGGCAGCUGAUGUGCCUGUUUGCUGAGUGCGAUCUCCUUCCGGUCGCUACGGCCGAGCAGAUUCCCUUGGAGUGGCUUGGGGAUCUGGCUGCUGUGCCUGACAGCAGGCAUGUUGUGGUGCAAGCGCUCCUGGCACGCCUGGAGAGCUGCACGGACGAGCGACUGGUGGAGCACAUGCGCAGCUUCUGGCACUUCAAUGUUUGGUCAGAGGCCGAUGGUGGUAGUUGCGAAAGGGCCAUUAGGCUCUUGGCCAGGUGGUGCUGCGAGGCUGGGCAGGGGCCUUCGGAAACGGCCUUUGCCUGCCAAGUCUUGCGCCAGCUGCCCUUAACUCGGCUGCCCAACCUGGAUGUCCUGUACGACUCGCCUGCGUUGCCAUCUCAGGCAAUGGGCGUGCGCGCUGUUCAGCUCGCUCAGUCCGCGCACCGCGCUGCCGGGGAGGCAAGGCAAGUCGCGCAGGAGGCCCUGCAGACGGCUCUGUGGAAGGCACAAGCCGCGCUGCACAAGGCGCAGCUGUCACAGCGCGCCGCAGACGGAACACGGGAGAUGGCGCUGGAAGCUGUGGAGACAGCCCAGCGUGGGCAGCAGCUGGCGAUGCACGCGUUCGAAGAGCAGAGGCUGGACCUCAUCAAUACGCUGAACGAGGUGACGGAGGGCAAGAUUUUUGUGGAGGUGGAAAAAGCGCGCCUCACGUCGAUGCUGGCCAACAUGAAGGAGGAGGAGGGGAAGGUCGACGAAGCCGCGAGCCUCAUACAGGAGGUCCAGGUGGAGUCCUUUGGAGCCAUGGAGAGGCGCGAGAAGACAGAGUACAUUCUGAAUCAGAUGCGCCUGGUCCUGGCAAAGAAGGACUUUGUUCGGACCCAGAUCAUCAGUAGGAAGAUCAACCCAAAGCUUCUCGACGCGGACGACUUUCAGGACAUAAAAAUCCGAUACUACGAGUAUAUGAUCAGAUACUGGCUGCACGAGAAGAAGUUCCUCGAUGUAGCGAAGUGCACCUUGGCAAUCUUCAACACGCCUUCGGUGAAGUCAGACGAGUCCAAGUGGAUCGAUGCGCUGACGGCCAGUUAG
Symbiodinium natans is the source of this 2406-nucleotide messenger RNA. The record is from the annotation of a GenBank genome assembly. Lineage: Eukaryota; Dinophyceae; Suessiales; Symbiodiniaceae.